UCGAAAGCAUCACAACCACUUUCGGCCUUCCACAAGCAACAGUUUGAACCGAUCAGAACAUGGCAGCCAAGUACUCCCUCAUAUUCGCCCUGGCGGCGCUCUGCUGCCUGGUGGCCACCAGCGAGGCGGCGGCCCAACGUAGCCGAGUGCUCAGCUCACGCCGCGACUCUGAGCUGGUCGCCAAGGAGGAGUCCGAGCUGGCCGCCCAGGAACAGGAGAAGGAGCAGGAACUCGAGCGCCAGGAGCAGGAGGAAGACAGGAGCGAGCUGGAGGGUCGCAGCGAGGAUGCCGCCGUCGGCACCGACAACAAGCAGAACAAAGACACCACCACCAACGACAAGGACACCAUUGUGCGGCCCAACAAGGAUGAUGCCCGUGCCCGCCGCAUUGUUCGUGCCGGUCGUCGUCGCGGCGGUCGUCGUGGUCGCCGUGGAGGUCGCCGUGGUCGCCGUGGAGGUCGCCGUGGAGGUCGCCGCGGAGGACGCAGGCGCGGUGGACGUCGUGGAGGCCGUCGCGGUCGUGCCGGUGCUCGAAGGCGCACUUCCAUCAAGAGGCGCUCCGGCAAGGGCAACAAGGCCUAAGAAUUCCAUGCAAUAAUCACAAACCCGCCCGACUAAGGACUCGAUACAGAACUGUAAUAUAUGAUCCGCUGAAUAACAAAAAAUAAAUAUAAUAUAAAAAAAAUCUA
This is a messenger RNA of Drosophila kikkawai, 688 nucleotides long. It is a transcript of the gene nur, whose product is annotated as nemuri. Lineage: Eukaryota; Metazoa; Arthropoda; Insecta; Diptera; Drosophilidae. The record is from RefSeq and is a predicted model, not a curated record.